AUGGCAUCGACGGAUCCUCUCAAGGUCCCUGAAAAGGUGGCCAACUUUCGUGAUGUCGGCCAUACAAUCAACGAAUACCUCGGAGAAAGGGAAACAGACUCGACUGACAGUCCCCCCCCCCCCCCUUUAGACGACGCCACGCCUCACGAUCGUCACCUCAUCCUACAUGACCUAGGCAUCACCAACGUCGUCGACCUGCGAACAAAGUCCGAACAGAUCGUCCAAGAACGCAAGCACAAAGCCAAGGCUGCUGCCACCGCCCUGUCGGAGCAGACCAUGAUCGAACCUCUUCACAUCCAGGGGAUACAGUACCAUGAGAUCAAGGUUAUCGGUCGUCGAUACGAACGACAUCUCCUGAGUCAACUGUCCUGGUGGAAUUACAUCGAAUUCCUGUUCCUCUACAUCCUCGGUUUCCGCCAACACGCCAUCCGCAUCAUAGGCCAACAGGUCCUCACGCCCAACGGGCUCUUCGGCAUAGCCCGCGGCGUGAUGGAGCACUCGGGCGCCGAGAUACGCGACGUCCUGACGCUGUACGCCUCGCCCUCCACGCUGCCCAGUAUCGUCCACUGCACCCUGGGCAAAGACCGCACCGGCCUCGUCUGCGCCCUCGUCCUCAUGAUCCUCGGUUUGCCCCAUCGCGCCAUCGAGCACGACUAUUUCCUCACCGACUCCCACCUGCGAGAUCAGCGUGAGGCAAGGGCCCACGAGAAUGAGAUGGUCGGCCUGCCUAGGGAGUGGGCUGGCACCGACAAGAAUAUGAUUGUCGACAUUCAGACUCACCUGGAUACCACGUAUGGUGGGCUGGAUAAGUAUCUUGACGGCAUUGGCUUCACAAAGGCCGAUAGACAACUUGUGCGGGACACAUUGCUUUACUAG
Messenger RNA from Geosmithia morbida, 876 nucleotides. Its product is annotated as tyrosine serine protein phosphatase. The transcript is spliced from 5 exons. Bases 1 to 876 code for a protein of 291 amino acids. NCBI's taxonomy places the organism in Eukaryota, Fungi, Ascomycota, Sordariomycetes, Hypocreales, Bionectriaceae. The record is from RefSeq and is a predicted model, not a curated record. Gene Ontology annotation, biological process: dephosphorylation. Gene Ontology annotation, molecular function: phosphoprotein phosphatase activity.